UAAUAAUUGAUGAUUUUUACUUAUUUAAUAAAACAAAGUAAUAAAAUGACUUUGGUAUUUAUUACUUGCCGGAGUAAAUAAACAGGCUUGGCAACAGCGCGUUUGAUUAUACCCACUAUACAGGGACGUGCAUGAGUGUGUGAGUUAACCAAAAUGCGUUGUCGUUACAAAGGAAAAUUAACUAAAAAAAAUAUAGCUCAGUGGAAAAAAAAUGUGAUUGCGAGCAAUAAAGCUCGAAAAAAAAAUAAGGAAAAUGCCGAAAAUACAAACUUUAUUGAACUAAGUGGACGACGAUUAGUAGACUUAAAAUUAUUAGAUAAUGAGUUGUGGUGUAAACCUUGCAAGCAGGCUUUGCGUCUCCGUAAUUCAGUGAAUGAAUUAAAAAAUGGAUUAGCAAGUACUUUUCAAGUUAAGUGUGAAACUUGCGGGAAUAUGUACCCAGUAAACAUUUCAACAAUCGAAAAAAAUUCAAAAACCAGGCCUACGUAUACAGUAAACUCGAAGGUGGUGGUUGGUGUUAUUGAGAGUGGUAAUGGAAACACUCAUCUCAAUAAAAUUUUAUCAGCUGCAGAAGUACCUGUCAUGCAUUCAACAGUCUUCAAACGUCAUGAGAAAAAAGUUGGAGCUGCAAUCGAACUAAUAGCGAAUGAAAGCUGUUUGGAAAAUUUGAAAGCAGAGAGGGAGAUGACUAUUGAAAAGGAAGGGUAUGGUUUGGAAUAAUAUUUAAGUUAAUCAUUAAUGCAUAUUUCAAUUUCAAUUCAGCUGGCUAUUAUUUAUACUUAAUAAAAUUUAAGCGAAGGUCCAUUCGUGUAAGUACUUGGAAAU
Molecule: messenger RNA, 825 nt
Organism: Cotesia glomerata
Lineage: Eukaryota; Metazoa; Arthropoda; Insecta; Hymenoptera; Braconidae
Exons: 2
Coding region: 154-720 (188 amino acids)
Source: RefSeq, a predicted model, not a curated record